AUGUUUGUGCUUUCCAAAGUUUCCGGUCAAGAUGCCUUGAGUCAAUCAGUGGUUAUAUACCCCUUGAAUUACACAGCAUGUGUGGUAGCCUUAACAGCUUCUGGACAAAAGUUAAUUUUAUACAAGGUGGAAUAUAAUGAGUUAAUAUAUUUGGAGAGUAUUGAUUUUGAUGAGAAAGUAUUAGCAAUUACAAAAAUAAAGAUUGAUGGCCAAGAAGCAGUGGUUUAUUUGGAUGAUCAGUCUCAAAUUGGAAUACUAUUUAUUGAUAACGAAUUUUGCACUACUAUAAAGAUUUUAGCUAAACUAUCAAGUACCGGGCAAAGUAAAAUUAUCGAUUCACCUGUUUAUAUGGUGGCUGAUCCAGCAGCAAACACUAGGUUCAUUGCAUUUCAUAUAUUCUGUGAAGUCGUUCACGUCUUCCAUUUCAAUAGUAUUCUGUCUGUCGAUGAUAUAUUGGGAAAGACUCCUAAUAACAGUGUUUCGCUGACACGUCGGAAAAAUAGGCGUAGCGAUCUUGGUAAAUGGUGGUCGCUUGAAUCGAUUUCAGUUGGAAGGAUUAAUGUUAAGCAGAUUGCAAUCUUGGAAAAGCCAACGAACACUAUGGCAAUUCUGUAUCGAGAUCUGAAUUCAAAUUUUUUCACAAGAUGCUUGCCAGUGAAAGGCAUAGAUCCGGUACAUGCAAAACAACCUAUAAUAGAAUUUGAACAGGAGUACCUUUGUUUAAUAAUCCCCAUACAGGUUGGAGGUUAUAUUGUAUUGUCAACUUUUAGUAUAUUUUACUUUCCUGAUGAUCAAAUUCAGUACAUGAGCACGUCAAGUGAGAUAAAUGAUAUAGCUAUUAUCCAAUCACACGUUAAACUUCAUUGCAUCAAGGAAUUGACCAAACCGGGGAAUGGCAUCAGUGAAGAAAAUUAUGUUUCAUUUGAAAUCAUUGACAAGUCUAGGUUUUUAAUCAUUGCAGAGUCUGGUAGAAGUUACUUGUUGUUUACUGAUAUGGAAAUAUCCUCUAAAACUACAAUUAUUAUCAAUCAAAUGACUAUGGUUAGCCUUGGAGAAGUUACUAUUCCUUAUUAUAAUGGUCUAAGUCAUAUAGCUGGAGAUUUGUUUUUCCAAAGUUCACAGUUCUCAAGAUCCGUAUUGUUUCUGGUGUUACCCGAGAAGCCACAUAUUCAUAUUAGAGCAUAUAUCGAAAGUAGUCCACCAGUGCUAGAUAUCAAAGACGGGUGUGGACAGGGAGUUGAGGAGUUGUAUACGUGUCAAGGGAGCUGGGAGGGCAGUGAAUUAAGGAAAUAUGGAGCAGUCCAGCACACACCAGAACUUCUUGAGACGAAAACCAUAGAUAUGCAAAUCGAAAGGUUACGAAUAGUGAACUCAACAGUCAUGGUUUAUAAUAUCGAUGGCGAUAGUGUGGCACUAGAAACCCACAACUUGAUGCCCAAAAUCACUCACUUGAAGAUAGAACUGAAUGUGUUGGAUUAUUAUAAGGACCCAGGUUUCCAGUGUUGUGUUACUCGUCUGUCUUUGCUUGUCAAUGGGAAAACUAUGGUGAAUGAAUCCUUUAUUUAUUCCAGUGUUGUGCCUGAAAUUAGUACCGUGGUUGCUGUUUCUGAUACCAAGAGCAUUCAUGUACAACUGAAAAACUACGAAUUCGCCUUUGAAAGUGAAAAACUCAAAGAAAUUACAAGUAUCGAUGCAAUUCAUGUUGGCAAUGGCGCACUUUUGAUUUUAGCAACUGAUUGGAGUGGAGAUUAUCGUAUUUGGAAAGUUGUUAACAAAAAAGCCAAAUUAAUCUAUUCUGGCGAAAUGAAAGAUCAGACUUUUGUAUUAGAUUCUGCCGUAGUACAAUCAGGUGAAAAUGACAUAAUAGCUUUUAUGCUGACCAAUAACGGAAGCUUACAUCAGUUACUUAUCCAUUUAACAGAGAAAAGGGUUGACAACGUUAAUUUUACCGAACAAUAUGUGAGUGAUGUCCCAUGUUUUUUGCGGAAAUACAAGAAUAAUGUGCUUGUUUUUAAUUUUAAACAUUUGGUGGCCUUGAAAAAAGACGAAUUGCUGGGGUUUUUUUUCAAAAAGUACAUACACGUCCCAAAGCUUCCCCUUGCCGAUGUAUGCUUUGCGACCGAAGAGGAAGUUUUAAUUGGAUAUCAGAAUGGCCGCAUAGAUAAAGUGAGAAUUGUAUUGCCACUGCAAGUUGUCAGUCAUCAAAGCUUAUUCUCAAAUAAACUAUAUCUUAAAUGCCUACCUGUUCCAUUAUCGAAAUUUUUAGUUGGUGUUGUUCUCGACUGUUCAAAGGAUUCCAUCAAUACUCAGCUCCAUUUGGUUAACACUGACUCUUUUGAAAAUUUAUCCAUCUUUGAAUUUGAUGAACCCCUGGGUGUCCAAGUUGUUGAUAUUUGCUUGAUACAAGAUUGGCAGAAUGAGAAAGCCCACAAGGAUGGUUUGUUUGUGUGUUUGACUCUGCUGACAGAAUUUCCAUUGUAUGUAUUUGGUAUUGAAGAGUCGAGAAUAGUUUGCUUAAAUCGUGGAGCUAUAUUGGGGAUAGACUUGUCACCCGAUGUUAAACUAAAUUCAAUUUCAUUGUUUGACCAAGAGGAGCAAACUUAUUUGUGUUCAGGAAAUAUCGUGGUUUUGGUUCAAUUAGAUAUAGACGAGAACUUUCAGUGGACAUUAGUCCCAAGGUCUGCUGUUCAUAGUCCCGCUUUUGUGGUAUCACAGUGGUCAAAUGAAAAUGUAGCAUAUUUGGCUGAUGCAAUUUAUGGUGCAUUCUCUUCUAAUGUUAACAAACUGGAAAAGCACAAUGCAAUGAAGCUAGUGAAAAUAGAUACAGAUUCUAUGGGGAAUCAAAUUACUGCAAUAACAGCUGUGAGACUGAAAAACUACACAUAUACUAUUAUUGGCGAUGCUCUUGGCAAUGUGAAUCUUAUUCAGACAGACUCAAAUGAUUCUCUGAUAUGUCGGGUCCACAAAUUCAAUAUUGGUGAUCAGAUAAACUGUAUUUUUGCUUUGGGUAGAAAGAAAUCAUGGGGAGCACAAAUUUGUGUAGUAGGAACAGUGCUGGGUGGUUUAUUUGUAUUGAACAAUACUGAUUUAAAUGGGUGUAAUGAUUCUUUGGUAGAAUUUGCUGCAAGAAAUCAUCUCGAGCUUUUAGAUUGUGAUGGAGAGCUGGUGAACAAUAAUGAGAAAUCUCAAUGUAAAGAAAUUGUUAGUGACACCGUCAUUGCAAGAGUAUUGAGUCACAUUAUUGCUAAUUCAAGCGAGUUUUCACAAACCUACAGUAACUUAUACCUGAACAGAAAUCUAUUACAGCUGGUACAUUUUGAGUGUAAUAGUUUAUAG
Messenger RNA from Candida albicans SC5314, 3336 nucleotides. RefSeq lists its product as uncharacterized. The record is from RefSeq and is a predicted model, not a curated record. The transcript has a single exon. Gene Ontology annotation, cellular component: nucleus. Gene Ontology annotation, molecular function: nucleic acid binding; protein binding. The coding region runs from base 1 to 3336 and encodes 1111 amino acids. Lineage: Eukaryota; Fungi; Ascomycota; Pichiomycetes; Serinales; Debaryomycetaceae.